This is a messenger RNA of Micropterus salmoides (largemouth bass), 14014 nucleotides long. Its product is annotated as desmoplakin-like. The record is from RefSeq and is a predicted model, not a curated record. Gene Ontology annotation, cellular component: cytoskeleton; cytoplasm; plasma membrane. Gene Ontology annotation, biological process: intermediate filament cytoskeleton organization; skin development; wound healing. Gene Ontology annotation, molecular function: structural molecule activity. NCBI's taxonomy places the organism in Eukaryota, Metazoa, Chordata, Actinopteri, Centrarchiformes, Centrarchidae.
AGGUGUGGUCACCCGCCUCCAAAAACGACCCUCCCGUGCCAUUUGUUGCAGUCUGCACCAGAGGGACUGGGGCGGACAGGUGCAGAAUGAGAGAAUACCUGCCUUCUGCGCCUCUCCUCUGCUCUCUGAGUUUACCCCAGUAGUUUCCACGGAGUCGGUGUGGCUGCCGUUUCCUUGUCAGAAUGAGUAUGUACGGGUCUCAGAAUGCCCUGAACAUGGGCCGCAGGAGCGCCUCCAAGAGUGACUUGACCGGUGGGGCCAACCAAUACACACGGAGCGAGAUCUGUCACGGAGGCGGAAACGGCUAUGACCCCUACAUGGACGGAUACAACACCUACACCUUUUCAAAGUCCUCGGGAGGCGGAAUGACAAGUAAUACAGGAGGCGGCAUGAGAGUCGGCACGAUGAGCAAUAGGCAUGCAGGAGGCGGCAUGGUGAGCGGAAUGUCAAGCGGCAUGGCAGGCGGAACGAUGAGCGGAAUGUCAGGCGGAAUGGUGAGCGGAAUGUCAGGCGGAAUGGUGAGCGGAAUGUCAGGCGGCAUGGUGAGCGGAAAGAUGAGCGGAAUGUCAGGCGGCAUGGUGAGCGGAAUGUCAGGCGGCAUGGCAGGCGGAAAGAUGAGCGGAAUGUCAGGCGGCAUGGCAGGCGGAAAGAGUGGAUCCAACCUCGGUGCCAUCCACCAGAGGGCCAUGAUCCUGCAGGGCCAGUGCCAGGAUUACCUGAAGAAAGCUGAAUUCGCCCUUCAGUCUAGCGGUGCCCAGGGUGAUGCAGAGCGCUACAUGGCGAUGGCUAAAGAGACCAUUGAGCAGCUGAAGAACUGUGCCAUGGACCUGAGACAACUGGGAGAGCCGAAUGAGAAUGUAGUCAGGACUUUGGAGAUGUGUAACGACCAGCUUAAGGGGGUCCACAUGGCCAUCACAGGCACCAUGCACAGGAGGAGGAGCACCAGAGGGAGCUCCGGAGGUUGGGAGGAGCCUGGAAGGAGCUACCAAGAUGCUAUGAUGUGGAUUGCACAGCAGAAGCGUCUGAUUGAAACAGCAUCCUGGGGAGAAGAUCCUGCAGCCAUUGAGCAGCAGCUCAUCAGCCACCAGAAGUUUCACAGCUCCAUCCAGAGGAGCUCCGAGGUGGACCGAGCCAAAGACGACCUGAAUAAGAAAGGAGACAAAGGAAAUCUUCAUGCUCUGGACCAAGAAUGGGACAGUUUACAGCAAAUGUCAUUUCGUCGGACCCAGCAGCUGCAAGACCUCCAGCAGAUCAUUCAGCAAAUGUCCAAAGAGAUCAUGUGGGUGAACAGCAGGGAGGAGGAGGAGCUGGUUUUUGACUGGGGAGACAAGAACAUCGACCAGUACAUCCCACAGAAGCAGGAAAGUUACUCGAAACUGAUGAGUGCCUUGGAGGGCAAAGAGAAGGACCUGAAUAAACUGAAAGGCAAAGUGGAUAUCCUCCUGAAGAACAACCAUCCGGCUUCAGACAAAAUUGAGGCUUACAAGGACACUCUGCAGACUCAGUGGAGUUGGCUCCUUCAAAUUACCAAGUGCAUUGAUGUUCAUCUGAAGGAGAAUGCAGCUUACAGCCAGUUCUUCAAGGAGGCGAAUGAGACGUACAGCACCCUGCAGAAGGAGCAUGAGACGGUCCGUAAGAAGUUCAUCUGUGACAAGAACACGUCACUGGAAGACCUACUGGAGCUCCUCAGGGGACUGGAGAGGGAGAAGGAGAAGAUUAUGGAAAAUAAGAUGCAGGUUCAACAACUGAUGAACAGAUCCAAGAGCAUUGUGAGACUGAAACCCAGAUACCCUGAAGAGAAGAGCAGCAGCCCUACCAUCGUGAAAGCCCUGUGUGACUUCAAACAAGACCAGAAAGUGAUCUGUAAGGGUGAUGAGGCAAUCUUAAAGGACAACAGUCAGCGCAGUAAGUGGGAUGUUACAGGCCCGGGAGGACUGGAUAUGUCGGUUCCCUCUGUGUGCCUGAUCGUACCACCUCCCAAUCCCCUUAGCAUCCAACUGGCCAAGAAGAACGACCAAUACUAUGAGGCCAUCCUGUCAAUCUGGAAUCAGCUGUACAUCAACAUCAAGAGUCUCACCACCUGGCAGUACUGUCUCAUUGAUAUCAGACGCAUCAACUCCCUCACCAUCUCCAUGAUUGCUAAGAUGCGGCCUGAGGAAUACCGUCAAAUUAUCAAGAGCCUAGAGACUCACUUUGAGGAGUUCAAAGUGAACUCCCAAGACUCCCAGAUGUUUGCUGAAGAGGACAAGAGGACCAUCGAGAACCAGUUCACUGGAGCCCAGGCCCGCUAUGAACAGCUCGUGGUGCAGCUGCCUACUUACAUUGCGCAUCAGGAGCAAAUAGAAGUACAGCAAGCAGCUGAGCAGCAACGCCAACAGCAAUUGAUUAUAAUACAGCAGCAGCAACAACAAGCUGCUGCUGAAGCGGAGGCCAGAAGGCUGGAAGAAGAAAGACAGAGGCAAGCAGAAGUGAAGAAAGAGGUGUCGAAAAAAGAACAUGUGGUUAAGAAGGAAGUAAUAAAAGUGACCAAGACGGAGCCUGUGAAGAGGAAGGUGCAUCUGUCCUCCUCUUCUACCUCUUCUGCCUCCUCUUCAUCCUCCCGCAGCUUAUCUGAGCUGCACGCGCUCAGACUGAGGCUGGAGGGCGCUGAGGACAUGCUGAGUCAGCACAUUCACAUCUGCCUCGGAGACGACGGGGUACAGGACUGUGGCCUCAAGAUCACUCAGCUGGAGACGGUGCAGCGUGAUGUUGACUCGAUGCGUGACGAGUACUUACGUCUGAGGGAGCGUAUUUUGAAGGAGCUGGAGGGCAUGAAUGAUUCAGAUAAAUCCCAGUUCCUCCGCAGUGAGAUUGGAGUGAUCAACCAAAGACUGGGCAGUCUGGAGAGCAGCUCAUCCGCUUACCUACAGCGGCUGCAGGCUCUAAGGAACUUGCUGCAGAGUGUGGCCCAAGCUGAAGACAUAGUGAAAGUUCAUGAGGCGAGACUGACAGAGAAAGAGACCACCUCUCUGUCGCCUAGUGAAGUGGAGGAUUAUAUGUUGACCCUGGAGAAUAUUAAAGCAGAGCUGGAUCAGAAGAAGGAUGUCCUGGCCGCCAUGGAGGCUGACCUGGCCAAGGCGAGCCACUGGAACAGCCAGGUGGGUGGGUCCUACCACAAGUGUGACAUGAUGCUGUCCAAAUACACUGAGCAGGUGGGCCUGCUAACUGACCGCUGGAAACGAAUGCAAGGACAGAUUGACACCAGACUCCAGGAUUUGCAGUUGUAUCAGCCUCAGCUGCAGCACUACAAGCAAACCAGCACCUCCCUUUUUACCUGGAUCGAUGCCACACUGAAAAAACAAGACAACCUGCAGGCCACCAAGAUAGACAACAUCCAAGCACUGACAGACCACAUUAACGAACAAAAGGCCCUGAACUCAGAAAUCAAAGCAAGGAGGGAGACAUUAGAGAGUGUGCUGAAGGACAAUGAGUCCUGUGUAAAUUCUAUCAAGGACUAUGAAACGGACCUUGCCUGUUAUACGUCUGGUUUAGAGACUUUGCUCAACAUUCCCAUCAAAAGGACAAUGCUGAAGUCGCCAUCAGUGGAUCUUAAUCUGGAGGCUACGCAACUGCAAACCCGUUACAUGGAGUUGCUUACCCUGUCUGGUGACUACUACAAGUACCUGGGAGAGCUGCUCAAAAACAUGGAGGAGCUUAAGAUUCGUAACACAAGGAUUGACCUGUUAGAGGAAGAACUUCGCCUGCUGAGGGAGGACAUCCAAGACCGCAACUCCAAGAACAAAUCUCUGGAAGAGGCAGUUUCCCGCUACCAGCUGGAGUUGUCCCAGUCGCAGAACCAGCUGCUAUCAAUGGAGGAGGUGAAGCAAAACACUGCGCUGCAGUGCAAUGCCACCAAGGAGAGCCUAGACACCACACAGGGCCAGCUGUCAGACCUCAGUGAGCAGGUGACACGUCUCAACUACUUGCUUGAGGAAGAAAAAAGGAAGAGGAGGCUGGCAGAGGAACGCUACACUCAGCAACAGGAGGAGUAUGAGUCGGUGCUGAGGAAGAGACAGAAGGAGCUGGAGACAGUCAGCUGGUCCAAGAUGGAGGUGGAGAAGAGUGUGGCAAGUAAGGAGCACGAGAUUGAACAGCUGCGGCGGCAGCUGGCUGAGGAAGCAGCGAGGGUUAAGGAGCUACAGAAGGAGAUGUCAAAGGUAAGGAGCCAGUGCAGUUUGGAGAUCAAUAACUUAAAGCUCAGCUACGAAUCCCAGAUCCACAUCAGCCGCACAGACAUCCAGAGGCUGGCAGCCCAGAGGGAGGACAACACAGCUGAGCUCCAGCUACAGUAUGACAGGAUGGUGGCAGAGAGGACAAAUCUGGAGGAGGAGCUCAGGAGGCUCAGGAUGUCUAUCAACCAGGCUGAAGAACAAAGGCAGAGGGCAGAGGAAGAAGCUCAUAGUCAACGUGCUGUCAUCACAGAAGAAGGGCGCAGGAGGAGAGAACUAGAAAGUCAGGUUGAGGUGCUGAUGAGGCAGAGAGACGAGGAAAGGAGCCAGUAUACAGUAGAGCUGGCUGAAGUCAUGAAGAGCCUGCAAGAGAAGAGUGAGGAGCUGGCUUACAUAACACACAGUCUAGAGGAGGAGACCCGCAGGAGGAAAACUAUAGAGGAGGGGCAGGGUGUGCUUGAACAGACUUUGGCCCAGCUGCAGGUGAAGCUAACCAGUUCAUCAAUGGCUGCGAACCAGCUGGGGGAGUGUGAGGAGGAGCUUCAGAAGAUGCGUUUGGAGCUGGAGAGGGAGAGCAGGGAGCGUAGCAGAGUAGAAGAGAACAUGAACAGGUUGCAGGGACGCAUGAAGGACCUUCAGGCUGUGAGAGAUGGGUUAGAGAGCCAAGUGGAGAAUCUGAGGAAGGCUAACCAAGAGGAAGUGGCUAGAAGAAGGCAGGUAGAAACAGAGCUGGAAAACACCACCAUAGCCAUGAUAGAGUACACCAGCACUAUUACCACGCUACGCCAGAGCCAAGAACAAGCCAGCACGUCAGAAAAGAGAGGUGAAGAAGAGCGUCUUAGGUUACAGGAGGAGCUGGAGAGAAGCUUGAGACAAAACAAGACCUCUGCAGACCGCAUGACACAGCUGAGCACUGAGCUGAACGCCCUGCAGCAACAGCUCCUCCAGGAGCAGGCCAGAGUCAAAGAGGCAAACCUCAGGAAUGAGAGUCUUUACAGAACUUUAGAGGAGAGGAGUAAGGCACUGAAUGAGAACUCUGUUGAGCUUCAAACGCUGAAGGAGAUGACAGAAACCCAGACCAAAGAGAGGCUGAGGCUGGAAGAGGAACUAAGGACAGCACGACGUGAUAAAGAGGAGCUCCUGAGAUCCAAACAGAGAUGCAAUGAUGAGCUCUCCUCCCAGAUUACUGCCCUGGAGCUGCAGCUGCAGGCCAGUGAGCGCAACAAUGUAGAUUACCGCAACCUGGUCUCAGAGCUGUCCUCGGAAAGGGAGAAACUCAAGCUGGAGACUGAGAAAAUACAAAAGCAGGCCUCCGAGACAACGGCCAUGAUGCAAUCCAUUCAGUCCCAGUACAGUGAGAUUGUGAUGGAGAGAGAUGCUCUAUUGCUGAAAUUGCAAUUGUCAGAAAAGGAAAAUCGCCUACAAAGGCUAGAGGAGGAACUCAGUCACAUUAAACUGUCCCAAGAGUCUGAGCUUCGCAAUAAGCAGCGUCUACAGGAGGAAAACGAGAGGGUGAAGAGGGAUUUAGGUUACUGGAAGGACCAGUAUGAUAGUAAGCAGGGCCUGAUCAGGCAAUAUGAUACAGACAAAGAACGUCUGGAGAGAGAAAAAAACUCUUUGAAAAGUGAGAUAGACAGGCUGAUGAGGGAACUCAGGGAGCUUGAGGAGACAUAUAAAGGUAGGCUGUCAGCCAUCCAGACAGAACUGCGAGAGGUAACCAUUGUGAGACAAACCAUGGAAACUGAGCUGAAGAAAGUUAGAGAGCCCCCAACCUUGGAUGCCUCCACUCUGGUUUUUGAUGGAGUCCGCAAACCAGUCACAGCAAACCAGUUGCUUGACUGUGGUGUUUUGGACAAACCAACAUUCAGCCAGCUUGUGAUGGGGCAUAAGACUGUCCCUGAUGUGUCUGUCGACAAAAAGGUCAGUCUGAAAGGAACAGGCCCAAUAGCUGGAGUGGUACUUGAAGUUCCAAAAGGUUCAGUGUACACUACUGGACCUCUAUCCAAAAUGACUUUCACUGAAGCCAAGAAAGGAAAUCUCCUGCCACCAGAUAGCAUUGACCUGCUGCUGGAUGCUCAGGCUGCCACAGGCCACAUAAUUGAUCCCAGAACUAAUCAGAAGUUGACAGUUGAAGAGGCAUGUAAUCAAGGUGUGAUAGAUGAAGAGGACAGAGAGAGGUUGCUAGCAGCAGAAGCUGCAGCUGUAGGAUAUAGUGGUCCUGGCUCAAGUAAACCCCUUUCAGUAUUUCAGGCCAUGAAGAAAGGACUGAUUGACAAGAACACAACACUGCGUCUGCUACAAGCCCAGGAGUCUGUGGGGGGCAUCCUAGAUCCUGUACUCAGUGUGUUCCUUCCGAAAGACACAGCCAUCGAGCGUAACCUAAUUGAUGAUGACAUAUAUCGUGCUCUGAAUAAGCGGCCUGAGCUCUACUUGGACCCAGAAAGUGAGGAGGGUGUAACCUAUAUGUCAAUGAAGAGAAGAUGUAAGGUAGACCCACACACAGGCCUUCUACUUCUUCCUAUCCCUGAGAAGGUAGACCCCUCCAAACUUGUCUUUGAUGGUGUUCGGAAACCUGUUACAGCCAAGCAGCUACUUGAUUGUGGUGUCUUGGACAAGCCAACAUUUAAAGAUCUAGAAAUGGGGAAGAAAACUGUCCCUGAGGUGUCUGUAGACAAAAACAUUAAUCUGAAAGGGACUGGGCCUAUUGCUGGGGUUGUAGCCGGGAGUCAAGGCAAAAUGUCUUUGUCAGAAGCCAAGAAACAGAAGCUUCUUUCCGAAGAUAGUGCAGAUUUGCUACUGGAAGCCCAGGCUGCCACAGGCCACAUAAUUGACCCUAAAACCAAUCAGAAGUUGACAGUCGAGGAGGCAUGUGCCAGAGGGGUGGUGGACAUUAUGGAUCAAGACAGAUUAUUGGCAGCAGAGGCUGCUGCUGUGGGAUACAAGGAUCCUAGCACAGCCAAGCCUCUCUCAGUGUUUGAAGCCAUGAAGAAAGGACUAAUUGACAGAAAGACUGGGUUACGUCUGCUGCAGGCCCAGGAGUCUGUGGGAGGCAUUUUAGAUCCCAAUCUCAGUGUUUUCCUGCCAAAGGACACCGCGAUCAAACGCAACCUUUUGGAUGAAAAUCUCCGUCAAGCUCUAAACCAGAGUCCGGAGUGUUACCUUGACCCAGAAACUGAACAUGACGUUAGCUAUGGGGCUUUGAAGAAAAGAUGCAAGACAGAGCCUCACACAGGCCUUCAACUUUUGCCAAUCACUGAGAGGCGAGACCCUUCCAAACUGAUAUUUGAUGGUGUCCGAAAGCCAGUAACAGCACAGCAGCUGCUUGAAUGUGGGGUCCUGGACAAACCAACAUUUAACCAGCUACUGAAGGGGGAGAAAACGGUCCCAGAGGUGUCAGUGGACAAGAAGGUGUUUCUAAAGGGGACGGGAUCAAUUGCUGGUGUGGCAGCUGGACCUUUAGGGAAAAUGUCUUUCGCAGAGGCCAAGAAACAAAUGCUCAUGCCCCCAGAUAGUGCAGAUUUUCUACUGGAUGCCCAGGCAGCCACAGGCCACAUCAUUGACCCGACAAACAAUCAGAAGCUCACAGUAGAAGAAGCAUGUGCCAGAGGAGUGGUGGACAAUAGGGAUCGAGACAGACUCUUAGCAGCAGAGGCUGCUGCUGUGGGCUACAGGGAUCCUAGCUCAGCGAAGCCUCUUUCAGUGUUUGAGGCAAUGAAGAAGGGAUUAAUUGACAGGAAGACUGGACUAUGUCUGCUACAGGCCCAGGAGUCUGCGGGGGGCAUUCUAGAUCCAAACCUCAGUGUGUUCCUCCCUAGAGACGCAGCUAUCAAACGCAACCUUUUGGAUGAGGACGUCAGUCAUGCUCUAAACAAGAGCCCUGAGUGUUACCUUGAUCCAGACACUGAGCGUGAUGCCAGCUAUGGGACUUUAAAGAAAAGAUGUAAAACAGAGUCUCACACGGGCUUGAUACUUCUGCCAAUCACUGAGAGGAAAGAUCCUUCCAAACUGAUGUUUGAUGGUGUCCGUAAGCCAGUCUCAGCACAGCAGUUGUUUGAAUGUGGAGUCCUUGAUAAGCCAACAUUUAACCAGCUAGUGAAAGGGGAGAAAUCUGUCCCAGCAGUGUCUGUGGAAAAAAUGGUCUAUUUAAAGGGCACUGGACCCAUUGCUGGGGUGGUAGCUGGACGUCAAGGCAAAUUGUCAUUGUCAGAAGCGAAGAAACAGAAGCUUCUGUCCGAAGAGAGUGCAGAUUUUCUACUGGAAGCCCAGGCUGCCACAGGCCACAUCAUUGACCCUAAAACCAAUCAGAAGCUGACAGUAGAGGAGGCAUGUGCCAGAGGGGUGGUGGACAUUAGGGAUCAAGACAGAUUAUUGGCAGCAGAGGCUGCUGCUGUGGGAUACAAGGAUCUUAGCACAGCCAAGCCUCUCUCUGUGUUUGAGGCCAUGAAGAAAGGACUAAUUGACAGGAAGACUGGUUUACGUCUGCUGCAGGCCCAGGAGUCUGUGGGAGGCAUUUUAGAUCCCAAUCUCAGUGUUUUCCUGCCAAAGGACACCGCGAUCAAACGCAACCUUUUGGAUGAAAACCUCCGUCAAGCUCUAAACCAGAGUCCGGAGUGUUACCUAGAUCCAGAAAGUGAACGUGAUGUCAGCUAUGGGGCUUUAAAGAGAGGAUGCAAGACAGAGCCUCACACAGGCCUUCAACUUCUGCCAGUCUCUGAGAAGCUAGACCCUUCAAAAUUGAUAUUUGAUGGUGUCCGUAAGCCAGUGACAGCACAGCAGUUGCUUGAUUGUGGAGUCCUGGACAAGCCAACAUUUAACCAGCUAGUGAAAGGGGAGAAAACUGUCCCAGAGGUGUCUGUGGAAAAGAUGGUCUAUCUAAAAGGGACUGGAACAAUUGCUGGGGUGGUAGCUGGACGUCAAGGCAAAAUGUCAUUGUCAGAAGCCAAGAAACAGAAGCUUCUUUCCGAAGAUUGUGCAGAUUUGCUACUGGAAGCCCAGGCUGCCUCAGGCCACAUCAUUGACCCUAAAACCAAUCAGAAGUUGGCAGUAGGGGAGGCAUGUGCUAAAGGAGUGGUGGAUAUUAGGGAUCAAGACAGAUUAUUGGCAGCAGAGGCUGCUGCUGUGGGAUACAAGGAUCUUAGCGCAGCCAAGCCUCUAGCAGUGUUUGAGGCCAUGAAGAAAGGACUAAUUGACAGGAAGACUGGUUUACGUCUGCUGCAGGCCCAGGAGUCUGUGGGAGGCAUUUUAGAUCCCAAUCUCAGUGUUUUCCUGCCUAAAGACAAAGCUAUCAAAUGCAACCUUUUGGAUGAAAAUCUCCGUCAAGCUCUAAACCAGAGUCCGAAGUGUUACCUUGACCCAGAAACUGAACAUGAUGUCAGCUACGGGGCUUUGAAGGAAAGAUGCAAGACAGAGCCUCACACAGGCUUACAACUUCUGCCAGUCUCUGAGAAGUUAGACCCUUCAAAAUUGAUAUUUGAUGGUGUCCGUAAGCCAGUAACAGCACAGCAGCUGUUUGAUUGUGGAGUCCUGGACAAAUCAACAUUUAACCAGCUAAUGAAGGGGGAGAAAACUGUCUUGGAGGUGUCAGUAGAUAAGAAGGUGUUUCUAAAAGGGACAGGUUCAAUUGCUGGUUUAGCAGCUGGACCUUUAGGGAAAAUGUCUUUAUCAGAGGCCAAGAAACAAAUGCUCUUGUCCCCAGAGAGUGUAGAUUUUCUACUAGAUGCCCAGGCAGCCACAGGCCACAUCAUUGAUCUGACAAACAAUCAGAAGCUGACAGUAGAGGAAGCAUGUGCCAGAGGAGUGGUGGACAAUAGGGAUCGAGACAGACUCUUAGCAGCAGAGGCUGCAGCUGUGGGCUACAGGGAUCCUAGCUCAACAAAGCCUCUUUCAGUGUUUGAGGCAAUGAAAAAGGGAUUAAUUGACAGGAAAACUGGACUACGUCUGCUGCAGGCCCAGGAGUCUGCAGGAGGCAUUCUAGAUCCCAACCUCAGUGUGUUCCUUUCUAGAGACACAGCUAUCAAGCGCAACCUUUUGGAUGAGGACCUCAGUCAUGCUCUAAACAAGAGCCCUGAGUGUUACCUUGAUCCAGACACUGAGCGUGAUGCCAGCUAUGGGACUUUAAAGAAAAGAUGUAAAUCAGAGUAUCACACAGGCCUGAUACUUCUGCCAGUCACUGAGAGGAAAGAUCCUUCCAAACUGAUGUUUGAUGGUGUCUGUAAGACAGUGACUGCACAACAGCUGCUUGAUUGUGGGGUCCUGGACAAACCAACAUUUAACCAACUACUAAAGGGGGAGAAAACGGUCUCUGAAGUGUCUGUGGAUAAGAAGGUUUUUCUGAAGGGGACAGGGUCAAUUGCUGGUGUUGCAGCUGGACCUUUAGGGAAAAUGUCCUUUACAGAGGCAAAGAGACAGAAAAUCAUGUCUUCUGACAGUGCUGACUUGCUACUGGAUGCUCAGGCAGCCACAGGCCAAAUCAUUGACCUCAGAACUAAUCAGAAACUGACAGUAAAAGAAGCAUGUGCUAGAGGAGUAGUGGAAAAGAAGGAUGAAUCAAAGUUGUUUGCAGCUGAGGCUGCUGCUAUAGGUUACAGAGACCCAAAUACUGCCAGGGUCCUGUCAGCUGGCCAGGCCAUGAAGAAGGGAUUAAUUGACAAGGACACAGCACUACGUUUACUUCAGGCUCAAGAGUCUGUAGGAGGAAUUUUGGACCCUGCCUUGAGUGUAUUCCUACCCAAAGACAUUGCUAUGGAUAGGGAUCUCAUAGAUGAGGACCUGUACCAGGCCCUCAAUCAGUAUCCUGGGUGCUAUCUGGACCCUGACACCCAACAAGCAAGUACCUAUUCAUCUCUGAAGAAAAAAUGCAAAGCAGAUCCAAACACAGGGCUUUUGCUUCUCCCUGAACCUAAAAAGCCAGUAACUGUUCAGGGGCUCAGGGGCAAGGUGUCGGUCAUGGAUCUAGUGGAUGCAAACCUUCUGGCACGGUCUGAUAUGGACCAACUGAGGGAGGGCAGAUUGACAAGCCGGGACAUUGAAGACCGUCUGCACUCCUACUUGAGAGGUUCUACAUGUAUAGCAGGAGUUUAUGAUGAGGCCAGUGAUAAGGUGAUGCCCAUCUAUCAGGCCAUGAAAGAUGGACUGUUGCGACCUGGGACCACUCUGGAACUGCUUGAGGCCCAGGCUGCCUCAGGCUUUAUAGUUGAUCCUGUUAACAACCUUUUCCUGACUGUAAGUGAUGCCUACAACAAAAGACUGUUUGGGCCAGAGUUUAAGGAAAGCCUGCUAUCAGCAGAAAGGGCUGUGACUGGUUACAAACUGCCCGGUACAGACACGAUUAUCUCGCUCUUUCAGGCCAUAGAGAGAGGUCUAGUGGAGAAAGGUCAUGGCAUCCGUCUGCUAGAGGCCCAGAUUGCCAGUGGUGGUAUCAUUGAUCCUGAACACAGCCAUCGUAUUGAUGUGAAUGUAGCCUACAACAGAGGUUACUUUGAUAAGGAAAUGAACAAGAUCCUGAGUGAUCAGAGUCUUGAUACUAAGGGUUUCUUUAACCCUAACACAGAGGAAAACCUAACCUAUCAGGACCUUAAGAAAUGCUGUAUCACAGAUAAGAAAACUGGCCUCAUCCUUUUGCCUAUCAUGGACAAGAAGAAGCUAGAGUCAACUCUGAAGAACACUCUGAGAAAGAGGAGAGUGAUAAUUGUGGACCCAGCGACUAAUAAAGAGAUGACGAUACAUGAAGCAUAUGACAAAGGGUAUAUUGACUACGACACCUUCCUAGACCUGUCCAAGCAGGAGUGUGAGUGGGAAGAGAUUACCAUCACUGCUCCAGAUGGUUCCACCCGGUUUGUUAUCGUUGACAGGAAGACUGGAAGACAGUAUGACAUUACCGAGCUGCUUGAAAAGCGAGUCAUUGAUCAAUCAGUUCUAGAUCAGUACCGAUCGCGUACCAUCAACCUUACUCAAUUUGCAGAUAUCAUUACGAACAAGAUGAGCCAUGGAUCAUCAUCUUCAAGACAAUCAGCAGCCUCAGGUACAUCUGCAGUGACAUCAUCAUUAUUAACUUCAAAAACAUCAGGAUCUUCGGGUACAUCUUCAAUGACAUCAACUUUAAGAACAUUAGAAGCCUCAGUUCCAUUGUCAGUGACAUCAUCAUCAUUAGGUUCAAGAACAUCAGCAUCUUCGGAUUCAUCUUCAGUGAUAUCAUCAACUUUAAGAACAUUAGAAGCCUCAGUUCCAUUGUCAGUGACAUCAUCAUCAUCAUCAUCAUCAGUCCAUUCAAGACCCUUAUCACCUACUCUUGCCAAGAUGACCACAACAAGAACUACUACUGUUACAGAGCGAAGUGCCACAAUCAGCAAUGUAGAUCCAGACUCACCUGACUCCCUUAGGAAUAUAUCCAGUGUAUCUAUUACUCUGGCCUCUCCCAUUGAAACAGUGGAUGAACAGGAACCUGUAGGUGCCAUCUUUGACACAGAGACUGUAGAGAAAAUAUCCAUCACAGAGGCUCUAAAUCGCGGUCUGGUGGAUUCCAUAACUGCCCAGAGACUACUAGAGGCCCAGGCCUGCACUGGAGGAAUUAUCAAUCCCACAAAUGGCCGUAGGAUCAGUGUCCAAGAGGCCUCUCGCCUGGGCAUAAUAAAUGCUGACAUGGUCCCGAAGCUCAAGCCUGCCCAGAAGGCCUACUUUGGCUUUGAGGAUGUAAAAACCAGGAAGAAGAUGUCUGCUGCUGAGGCGAUGAAGGAGAUGUGGUUGCCAUAUGAGGCAGGGCAGAGGUUCAUGGAGUUCCAGUUUGUAACAGGGGGUCUUUAUGACCCAGAAAUGGGCUGUCGAAGAACCAUAGAAGAUGCUUUGAAAAUGGGCUGGCUGGAUGGGAGAACAGCUCAAAAACUCCAGGAUAUCAGCCACCACGCAAAGAACUUGACCUGCCCUAAGAGCAAACUUAAGAUCUCUUACAAGGAGGCUCUGGAUAAUUGCCUGGUUGAAGAAGGCAGUGGGGUGAAAAUGCUCCAGGCGUCAUCUGUGUCUUCCAGAGGAAUCAGCAGUCCUUACAAUGUCUCCUCUGCCCCAGGAUCCACCACCGGCUCCAGAAGUGGCUCACAGCGAGGCUCCCGCAGGGGCAGCGUGGACUUAGGCUCCCCUGCCUCCUUAUCAGCUAGUCGCUACAGUGUUUCUAGCUUCACCACUUUCUCCUCCACCAGAUAAAUUAAGAGCUCAAAAUUAAGCUCAUUCAUGUUCUGUUCUGGCCAAUGAAUCAGAAUUUGUUAAGAGUAUUUUGAUUGUUCAGAAAAAAAACUUGUGUGUUGUAUAUGAGGAGGAAAAUUCAAAGAUAAUGUUCUUCAAUAAUAAUGUUCUCAAACUUUUUCUAUAGUUUUAGAUUGUUGCUUUGGUGUUGCUGUGCUUUUAAAAUGCUAUAUUUCAAAUGAUCAUUUGUUAAAAUGGACUUAUGUAUUAAUAGCAGCCAUUUUAAGGUAUUCUGAUUGAAAAUAAAGUGCAUAUUAGUAUAAUUGUUGGUGCCCCUAAAAUAGGCGUAGAAAUUGUCAUAUUCUUGCAUACACAUAUAUCAAAUAUGUUUUUCAAAAUCUUCAUGGAAUGGAAUUUCUUUUUAAGCUUUGCAUUGGUAAUAUAUUGGUGUUUUAUUUACAACAAAAAUGUCUGUUUUGUGAGGUGAGGGAUGGAAGGUUGGGUUACAUAUAUUGGCUUAACUAAAGAUUUAUUUUUACUGAAUCUGUUUAUAACUAUUGCUUUCUUUUUGUUUAGUUUAGAUCAACAGUUUCUCAAUAUUUCAAAAUAAAAGCUAACCUUUGAGUCAAUAUGUA